This is a messenger RNA of Diaporthe amygdali, 1314 nucleotides long. RefSeq lists its product as uncharacterized. Bases 1 to 1314 code for a protein of 437 amino acids. The transcript has 2 exons. Lineage: Eukaryota; Fungi; Ascomycota; Sordariomycetes; Diaporthales; Diaporthaceae. The record is from RefSeq and is a predicted model, not a curated record.
AUGCUGGGAAUGCGCACCUUGCGGCGACAUGACCUAUCCCUCCCUCGCUCUCGCCUGUUGCUCGUAGCGGGUCUCAGUUUGAUUUCCUCAUCUGCCGCGAACAACGCCGAUGGCACUACCUUUCUCUAUCCCACCGGCGGCGAAUCUUUCUACAACUUCGACACCGUGAAGGUCACAUACGAAUCCACUUUUCUCGCCCCUGUUCUCUACACCUUUUGCAACAUCAACGGCGUCGCCACGCAGAUGCAAGUGCAAGACGCCGAGCCCGACAACGCUUCCACGCUCGUCCACCUGAACGUCACCACCAACGUCCCGUGCUGGUUCGACUUGAGAGUAGGUCAGGUCGCAGGUGAGGGUACCACGACCGAGAAGUGGACUGCCCUGGCGAGAGCACGACAAGAAACCACCUGGAGCGGCACCGCCGAGCCCACGUCGACGCCGACCUCGAAUCCCACGACAUCCGACAAGCAGAAUUACCCACCUCCAGAACCCCCCGGCUUGAACUCGGGCGCCAAGGUCGGUGUUGCUAUCGCCGUCGCGCUUGGCAUAAUUGCAAUCUUCACGAUGGGGCUGUGGUAUUGGUGGCGUAGGCGACAAAAGCGAAAGGUCGCCAAGAACAUGGUCAAUUUCGUCGAUGGAGACAUCGUCAACCUGGUCGAUGGGGGACGAUUCGAGAAACGAACGAAGCCACCCGACGCAUACUACGAUCCCUAUCUUGCCGGCUCCAGCCAGUCAACCAUUUCUCACUCGACCCACACACCGACCUCGGCUUAUCAUGCAGAACCCUAUUAUGAGAGUCAACAACAACAACAUCAACAUGUGCAACAACAAUAUUAUGCUGAGGCAUCAGCGACAAAUCACCCGAUAUCCGCGCCGAUAUUACCCUCAGAAACCAUCCCUCCUGCGCCAGCCGUUACGAACGAAUCCGCUGCAUGGUCGAACGCUGCACGGCAUCCUUGGUCGCCUCCCGAUUAUGACGCUCACUCACCCGCGUCUGAGUGGAGUGUGCAGGGCGAAACCGAUUUCUAUGCUGUGCCGCGUCGAAGUCACUCGAUGGGCACAGAGUACAAACAGCCGGUCAUGGCUUUACCCGCCAUCCUGCCCGAGAUGAAGCCACAGGCCGAACUGCCGGACAGGGAGGGAUACCAUGGACGCGGAGAUGAGCAGGAACUACCCGCCCCUCACCAAGCACCACCGUCGAGAAACGCACCUCCCAACGGCCUCGAAAUAGAGGAACAAAAGUUCCUAUUGGCAGACAUGCUGGAAUUGAGGGAGGCAAAAACAAGGGCGGCUGAGCGCCGGCCUGCAGGAUGA